GAGCAGCGGCGUUGGGCGGUGGGCGUGGCAUUUAAAGGGCCGUGUGAGUGAUCUGUACGGUACGCAGUAUGGGCCAAUCAUCAUCCAGCAACGGCGGCUGCUCUUCACACCGCUGUAACAACGCUGCACUCGCGAGCUCCACACGAGCGCGCGUGCGAGUGUUUUGAGUGUUUUGUUCGCCGCAUACCGGUGACCGCUUAGACGAAAAUCCGAUGAAAACCAAAGAGCUGCAAUCUGUUCAGAAGUGCUGGCGGGGCGGUUAUAAAGAGGGGACGACUUUUGUGGAUGUGAGAGUACAUGAGCCGAAAAAACUUAUUUCAAACGCGAGUUCUUCCGGUAAUCCGCAUGCGACCGACAACUUGAUACUUCUGAAUCGGGACACUGACUCUGAGAGUUCCGUCUCAGGUCCCCAAAGCGGAGAGAAAGGAGUACGUGAGGAGAACCAUGAGUGUUGCGUCUCGCCGUGGGACAUGGAAAGAGUGUCAGAAGGAGGUGCCGUGACUCCAGGCAGAGUUUCGGAGGAAAAUGUGACCCAGUGCCUGAACACACCAGACUUUUUAGUAGACUUCAGUUGUUCGUCUCCGUUAGCAAACCAUCAAAUGACCAAAAGUACGUUGCAACCCUCCGUAUCAGGUCGGCUGGGUGGAGAAGUGGAGCAACACGCCUCAAACCCGUUCCCUAGGAUUAUUCCCAAACUAAUAGUCACCCAUGAUGAUUUAGGACCCGGUCAGGACAGUCCGCACAUCAGUGAUUUGACUUUAAGCAUGGGCGGCUUUUCACUGGACCUGCAUCCCGACGAGGACUCGCCCUGCUCGGACAGCGGCUGCGGAGGCUCCCCUGCGCCCUCUCUGUUCCACAGGAAACUGUCCAGCUCCUCCUCUGCUGGAUUAUCCUCUGCCUCGUCGUUUGAGGAAUCGGAGGAUGAUUUCACGGGCAGUGACAUUGAGCCCACCAGUCUGUCCCCCAGCAUGAUCGGCAGUCCUGGUGAACUGACAGGGGCUAAAUCGUGGAGGAAGUUAAAGACCAUGGUGCAUUGCUCUCCAUUUGUGGUUUCAUUUAAGAAACUAUAUCCUUGGGUUCAGCUCGCAGGCCACGCAGAUAAUUUCCAGGCAGGCGAGUAUGGGAAACUGUUGAAAAAGUAUUGUGAAUGUGAGCAGCAGUGUCUGGAGAAGCUGAUGAAUGACAACCUCCGGCCGUUUGUACCUGGUUACUAUGGUAUUGUGCAGCAGAACGACCAUGAUUACAACCUAAUGGAUGAUCUGCUGACCGACUUCGACUCCCCUUCAAUCAUGGAUUGCAAGAUGGGAAGCAGGACAUACCUGGAAGAAGAGCUGGUAAAGGCCCGUGAACGUCCUCGUCUUAGGAAGGACAUGUAUGAAAAAAUGGUGGCUGUGGAUCCAGGAGCGCCCAGUCCAGAGGAAAGAGCCCAGCAGGCGGUUCUCAAACCUCGAUACAUGCAGUGGAGGGAGACACUGAGCUCAACCACCACUCUUGGCUUCCGCAUAGAGGGCAUCAAGAAAGCAGAUGGCACAUGCAACACCAGCUUUAAAAAAACCAAACAUAAGGAGCAGGUGAUGGAGGCCUUGAGUGACUUUGUGGAUGGAAACACACAGUUACUGAGGAAUUAUCUACAGAGGCUGGAGGAGUUGUGCAGCGCUCUAGAGACGUCAGAGUUCUUCAGGACACAUGAGGUGGUUGGGAGUUCUUUGCUAUUCGUGCAUGAUGCUUCAGGCCUGGCCCGAGUAUGGAUGAUUGACUUUGGUAAAACCGUCCCACUGCCACCACCCCAAACCCUGGACCACCGCACGCCCUGGGCCGAGGGAAACCGGGAGGACGGCUACCUGUGGGGUCUGGACAACCUCAUUCAGAUCUUUGGAGACAUGCUGCAGGACGCGACCUCACCCUGAUGGAUGCACAGAAUGUGCCUGAGCCCGAAGCAUCACGUGUAGGGACACGUUGAUGGAGGGAGGCGCACAACAGGAUAUUAGUCCUGAGAUGAGUGUGCUCUUGUGCUGUCGGAGAGAUAAAAAGCGAACAAAACAUGAGUGGAAAAACUCGAGCACAUUUUGUCGACAAGCUCACGUCCUUCAUUCUUUUUUUUGCACGUGUGGUCCUGCAGAUCCACAGAAGCUCCACCACAGUCAAAAGACACAGAUACUGAACCCAAACAGACUAGAGGAGCAACAGAUGAGAAGAAACUAUAAUUUUAAGGGCGCACAGCCGUGAUUAUUCUUUUAAGAAUUUAUGCUACGUUCAAUUGUUUUUUUUGGGGGGGGGUUACCUACAAAAAUGAUAACACUAUCAAACUGGAAUGUGCUUUUUGUUUCGUUUUCCUUGUAAAUUUUUCUUUGGGUUUCCAUGGUUAUGUAAAUAGUGCUAAUUUAAUUAAGGUUUUUUAAUUAAUUUUGUUUUAUUUCUGUAGUCUAUACCUCAUUUAUUUCUGAAAGGUGGUCUAAGUGCCAAACUACAGGUUGACUGACGCUUUUUUAUUUCCUGUGGUCGUCUAAUCUUGAUGACACAUGCGGUGUAUGAUAUUUCCAUGACUCUCUCUUCCAAAACGGAUUGGCGUUUGUCAGAAAUAAGGUAGUAGAGUCAACUUAACUAACUGCCCAAGACAAUGAGGAUAGUUAAACCCUACCAAGAUUGUAUUUUAUUGAUGAGAAAUAGAUGCAGUGCUUCUUAAAACUAGCCUUGGUUACAUAGACACACAAGCUAACAGGUAUAAUUGAUAGACAUAUACACUUGUUGCUGGAACAGCUUGUUCACACUUAGUUCAUUUGUUUUUAAGGUAACCAAUCAGUGACUGGCCUGUUUGCAGUGUUCGCCAUAUGGUUUGGUUUCUAGGUUAGCCAGAUGCAUGCAAAUUUAGAUUAAGUUUGAGAGGUUAUCCAUCUUUAUGUGGACCAACGACUAUUAAACUGAUUUUUUUUGGUGAGUUUUGUGAGCUUUUGUGUUGGUACACGCAGCAGAAUGACCUCCAACCUCAGCUCUUUCCACACCAUAGCAAGCACUGUGGAGUUCCGCUUCAUAGUGAUCAUAGCUUAUUUGCAUGAAGAACAAAUCUGAUGGUUAAUCUCUCAACUGUGGUGGAAAAUGUAUUUUGGUGUGCAUGAGCAGAUUGUAAGUGUUAGGGCCACUGAUGUCAUCUCACUGCUGAUACGCAGUAGUUCUCAAAUUAGGUGCUGUGGUCAGCUUUAAAAAAAGACGAACAAAACAUUUUCCCAUCGUCACUUCAUGUUUGCUUGAGGUUGUAACUCUGAAAUACUCAAUUUCAGAUAUAGCCAUGAAAAGAUAAUAUCCUCUUGCACAAUAUCACAACCAUUUUAUUAAAGUGAUUACCUCACCUGGAUACUUUUUGUUGACGUUAGUUUACAAAACAUGGUUCUACCACUGUGUGUGUUUUUUUUGUAUCUUACAGCUUUAGAGAUUGUAUUUUCUGUCUUGAGCGGACCUGCACACUGUCUGUUGGUGUGUCUGUCAACGUUCCAACACAACAUUCCAACCGUCAGUAUUUCCCCAUCUGACUCUGGAAACAGUGAACUAAAUGUCUCACACAUUCUUUUGGAGAUCCACUGCAUUGUU
Messenger RNA from Sinocyclocheilus grahami, 3582 nucleotides. RefSeq names its product inositol-trisphosphate 3-kinase Cb (gene itpkcb). Gene Ontology annotation, biological process: inositol phosphate biosynthetic process; phosphatidylinositol phosphate biosynthetic process. Gene Ontology annotation, cellular component: nucleus; cytoplasm. The record is from RefSeq and is a predicted model, not a curated record. NCBI's taxonomy places the organism in Eukaryota, Metazoa, Chordata, Actinopteri, Cypriniformes, Cyprinidae. The transcript is spliced from 7 exons. Gene Ontology annotation, molecular function: inositol hexakisphosphate kinase activity. Bases 213 to 1907 code for a protein of 564 amino acids.